Messenger RNA from Lottia gigantea (owl limpet), 423 nucleotides. RefSeq lists its product as hypothetical. The record is from RefSeq and is a predicted model, not a curated record. Gene Ontology annotation, molecular function: G protein-coupled peptide receptor activity. NCBI's taxonomy places the organism in Eukaryota, Metazoa, Mollusca, Gastropoda, Lottiidae. The annotation marks the transcript as partial. The transcript has a single exon. Gene Ontology annotation, cellular component: membrane. Gene Ontology annotation, biological process: neuropeptide signaling pathway.
AUGACAUCUAUACAGAAAUUUACAGAAUAUGGAAUGCCUGUGUUUAUGAGUAUCGGUAUAGCAGGUAAUGUUAUCAUACUUUUAGCCUUGAUUGCCACCAAACUCAAACGUGUUUCUUUCAGUCAGUACAUACUGGCCAUGUCCAUAUCAGACUUAGCUUAUUUAUUGUCUUCGGCUAUUAUCUGGAUAUCUGAUCAUUGGUAUGAUUUCUUUAACAAAACUGGUAUCUGUCAGUUAACAACAUACACGUGGUUUUUGGCAAACUUUUUAUCCACGUGGUUUUUAGUGUUUGCUCAUAUUGAACGUUGCUUAAUUAAUUUUGCAAGCGGACGACGGAAAACAUGGUGUAGCUUAUUCCGGACAAAGUGUAUUAUCAUUGUGGUGGCCAUCUUCUCGAUGGUGGCCAAUCUAUACAUAUUGUGG